CGCCGCCGCCAUUUUAUCCCAGUCAGUCAGGAGGCAGCGGCUGCACAGGACCCCAGAGGAAGAGCUGCGAGGAUGCUGUCUGUACGCGUCGCCGCUGCCUUGGCCCGCGCCCUCCCCCGCCAAGCCGGGCUGGUCUCCAGAAAUGCCUUGGGAGCAGCCUUUGUUGCAACCAGGAACCUCCAUUCCUCUAACAGCCGCCUUCAGAAGUCUGGCACUGCUGAAGUGUCCUCUAUUCUGGAAGAGCGUAUUUUGGGAGCUGAUACCUCUGUUGACCUUGAAGAAACUGGGAGAGUCCUUUCUAUUGGUGAUGGUAUUGCUCGCGUACAUGGAUUAAGAAAUGUUCAGGCAGAGGAAAUGGUGGAAUUUUCUUCAGGUCUUAAGGGUAUGUCCCUGAACUUGGAACCUGACAAUGUUGGUGUUGUCGUGUUUGGUAAUGAUAAACUGAUUAAAGAAGGAGAUAUUGUGAAGAGAACAGGAGCCAUUGUGGAUGUUCCUGUUGGUGAGGAACUUUUGGGCCGUGUCGUAGAUGCUCUGGGCAAUGCCAUUGAUGGAAAGGGUCCAAUUGGUUCCAAAACUCGUCGACGAGUUGGUCUGAAGGCCCCUGGAAUCAUUCCAAGAAUCUCUGUGCGUGAACCCAUGCAGACUGGCAUUAAGGCUGUGGAUAGCUUGGUACCAAUUGGCCGUGGACAGCGUGAACUGAUUAUUGGUGACAGACAGACUGGCAAAACAUCAAUUGCUAUUGAUACAAUCAUUAAUCAGAAACGCUUUAAUGAUGGAACUGAUGAAAAGAAGAAGCUAUAUUGUAUUUAUGUUGCUAUUGGUCAGAAGAGAUCCACUGUUGCUCAGCUGGUGAAGAGACUUACAGAUGCAGAUGCUAUGAAAUAUACCAUCGUGGUUUCAGCCACUGCAUCUGAUGCUGCUCCACUUCAGUACUUGGCUCCUUAUUCUGGAUGCUCUAUGGGAGAAUAUUUCCGAGACAAUGGCAAACAUGCUCUAAUUAUCUAUGAUGACUUGUCCAAACAGGCUGUUGCCUACCGUCAGAUGUCUCUGCUGCUCCGUCGUCCUCCUGGUCGUGAGGCUUAUCCUGGUGAUGUGUUCUAUCUGCACUCCCGUCUGCUGGAGAGAGCAGCUAAAAUGAAUGAUACUUUUGGAGGUGGCUCUUUGACUGCCCUUCCAGUGAUUGAAACACAGGCUGGUGAUGUGUCAGCAUACAUUCCAACAAAUGUCAUCUCCAUCACUGAUGGACAGAUUUUCUUGGAAACAGAGUUGUUCUACAAAGGUAUCCGCCCUGCCAUUAAUGUUGGUUUGUCUGUAUCCCGUGUCGGAUCAGCUGCUCAAACCAGAGCAAUGAAACAGGUGGCAGGUACCAUGAAGCUGGAGUUGGCUCAGUAUCGUGAGGUGGCAGCUUUUGCUCAGUUUGGUUCUGAUCUAGAUGCUGCUACUCAACAACUGCUGAGUCGUGGUGUGCGUCUGACUGAGUUGCUGAAACAAGGACAGUAUUCUCCCAUGGCAAUUGAAGAACAGGUGGCAGUCAUUUACGCUGGUGUUCGAGGAUAUCUGGACAAACUGGAGCCCAGCAAAAUCACCAAGUUUGAGAGUGCUUUCUUAGCUCACGUCAUCAGCCAACACCAGUCCCUCUUGAAUAAUAUCAGAACUGAUGGAAAGAUCUCAGAACAGUCAGAUGCAAAACUGAAGGAAAUUGUCACAAACUUCUUGGCUGGAUUUGAAGCUUAAAAUCCCACAAAUUUUAUCAAUUUGGUUUUUGUUGUAUCUUCUAGUGAUUCGGUUCCAUUCAUUAUAGGACUUUAAUGCACUCUUGCGCCUAAUGUACAGAAAUCCCAUUAUGAAUAAAGGGUUCCAUGUUAA
Antechinus flavipes (yellow-footed antechinus) is the source of this 1866-nucleotide messenger RNA. RefSeq names its product ATP synthase F1 subunit alpha (gene ATP5F1A). Gene Ontology annotation, molecular function: ATP binding; proton-transporting ATP synthase activity, rotational mechanism; ADP binding. Lineage: Eukaryota; Metazoa; Chordata; Mammalia; Dasyuromorphia; Dasyuridae. The transcript has 12 exons. The record is from RefSeq and is a predicted model, not a curated record. Bases 73 to 1734 code for a protein of 553 amino acids. Gene Ontology annotation, biological process: proton transmembrane transport; proton motive force-driven ATP synthesis.